Molecule: messenger RNA, 492 nt
Organism: Racocetra persica
Lineage: Eukaryota; Fungi; Glomeromycota; Glomeromycetes; Diversisporales; Gigasporaceae
Source: the annotation of a GenBank genome assembly
GAAAAAUACACCUUUACUCAGUUCAAGAAUAUGAAAGUCACAGAUUCUUUACGUCUCAAAGAAAAUAUUAUUAUCAACUUGAUUUUAAACAAAUUCAAGUUACGUCAUUAUACUAAAAAACGUAAGAUUGAAGAAUCUGCAGCAUCUUCUCCUUCACCAAAUAUUGUUUCUGAGAAUAUUGGACAUACUUUCGAAGAUGUUCUUCAUAAAUUAUUUAAUGAUAAUGGAAUAAUUGCUUACAUAAUUCAAGUCUCUGAAGGAGACGGAGGAUUAGAUUUAUUACUUUCAUACCAAGGUAAUCAAAUCUGUGUACAGUCCAAAGAUAGAGAAAAUGCUCUUAUAUUAUCUAUGGUCAAAGAUUUUGAAGCUAUGAUGAUUCAUUUUAAAAGUUUAUUAGAAAUUUUGGUUUAUAAUAGUGAGACAAUGAGAACAGAAAAAUAUUUGACGAAACAAGCUAAACUUUGGUUAGACAAUUCAACUCAAGAAUUAAUU